Messenger RNA from Alternaria rosae, 1721 nucleotides. Its product is annotated as Septin-domain-containing protein. Bases 207 to 1334 code for a protein of 375 amino acids. The record is from RefSeq and is a predicted model, not a curated record. Gene Ontology annotation, cellular component: cell division site; septin complex; septin ring. Gene Ontology annotation, biological process: cytoskeleton-dependent cytokinesis. NCBI's taxonomy places the organism in Eukaryota, Fungi, Ascomycota, Dothideomycetes, Pleosporales, Pleosporaceae. The transcript is spliced from 6 exons. Gene Ontology annotation, molecular function: molecular adaptor activity; GTP binding; GTPase activity.
UCCCGCUAGCGAGCCCCUUUGCAUCGCGCAGGGAGUAGCUGCCAACGUCCCCAAAUUUCCACGACGACACCGCUCCAACACCACACCUCAGACAUACGCCCCCGUCUCACCCCCAAGCAGUCUCGCCUCAUCGCCCGACUGUCUCCAUUGCGUGUGCCAGCCGCCUAUCCACCACACCCAUCACAUUCACCGCCCCCGAGUUCAUCAUGUCUUCGGCGCUUAACAAGACGCGCAGAAAGAAGAAUGUCAAGAAGGGUAUCCAGUUCUGUCUGAUGGUCUGCGGUGCCUCUGGUACCGGCCGGACAACCUUCGUCAACACCCUCUGCGGCAAGCAGGUGCUUGGACACAAGGAGGUUGACGACCCAACAACGGCACACGUCGAGGAGGGCGUCAAGAUCAAGCCCAUCACAGUCGAACUCGACGAGGAGGGCACCCGCAUCUCGCUCACCAUUGUUGACACACCCGGUUUCGGAGACCAGAUCGACAACGAGGCCAGCUUCUCAGAGAUCGUCGGCUACCUCGAGCGACAGUACGACGGCAUUCUCGCAGAGGAAUCGCGUAUUAAGCGUAACCCCCGAUUCCGCGACGACCGUGUACAUGUCCUGCUCUACUUCAUCACACCCACCGGCCACGGUCUCCGUGAACUCGACAUCGAGCUUAUGAAGCGCCUUUCACCCCGCUGCAACGUCAUCCCCGUCAUCGGCAAGGCUGACUCCCUUACACCCGCCGAGCUCGCCGAGUCGAAGAAGCUUGUCAUGGAGGACAUUGAGCACUACCGCAUCCCCGUGUACAACUUCCCCUACGACAUCGAGGAGGACGACGAGGACACCGUCGAGGAGAAUGCCGAGCUCCGCGGCUUGAUGCCCUUCGCUAUCGUUGGAUCCGAGGACAUUGUUGAGAUCAACGGCCGACGGGUACGGGCACGCCAAUACCCCUGGGGUAUCGUCGAGGUCGACAACCCCCGCCACUCUGACUUCCUGGCUGUGCGAAGUGCCCUCCUCCACAGCCAUCUUGCCGAUCUCAAGGAGAUUACGCAUGACUUCCUAUACGAGAACUACCGUACCGAGAAGCUUAGUAAGAGUGUCGAAGGUGGUGCUGCUGCUGACUCGUCGAUGAACCCCGAGGAUCUUGCCAGCCAGUCAGUGCGCUUGAAGGAGGAGCAACUGCGACGCGAAGAGGAGAAGCUGCGCGAGAUCGAAGUGAAGGUCCAGCGCGAGAUCAACGAGAAGCGGCAGGAGCUCUUGGCCCGCGAGAGUCAGUUGAAGGAGAUCGAGGCCCGCAUGAACAGGGAACAGAGCGGCCAACUGCAAGACCACGACGCAGACGAGGCUUAGAUGACGCCAACACACCUCGCUUUCAGAAUCCGGCUGUUGCAUCUCCUGCGGUCUUGGUCAAGCACGGGUAGCGCGCUUGCCACGAAAACCAUCGAGUCGUCAAAAGGUGUAUUGAUCAUCACAGCUGCGGGCGUUUGUAAUAGGUGGCUUGUGCAAUGCCGACACGGAAGGACAUGGUCGGAUGCCGGGCUUCAUUUCUUCUUAUUUGGGGGCCUUCCAUCUUUUAGCCGACAGUGAUAGCCCUUGGAUCACGUCUGUGGUUACACUGUCCUCGACAUGACACUGCUUCUCGUAUGUUUUCUUAGCUUUUCGAUACUUAUUCCCCCGCCUUUUGGUCCUUCAUGUAGGAAGUAGUAAUUAACAUUCUAAUAUCACCCCGGUGGUCAU